GCGCAUGGCGUGGGGGAGCCAAGACCAGCGCGACGCCGGGUCCAUUUCUUUAGGAAUUUCAGGCCUCGAUUCGAGUCGAUCGAUGGCAAUGCAACUAUUUUAUUGUUCCGGGGAUUUUAUUGUUGCGAAUGGCGCUACUCGAUGAGUACGCGAUGGCUCGAUGGUUCAUUCGAAGGCUCGAAUGCUGGCUGGCUGGCGAGCGAGCGAGCGAGCGUGUUGAGUCGUUGCUAGAUGCACGUUCAUACAGUUGACAGACGGAGAGCUCUCGUGUUCUUGCAACACUUCUUCGCCGUCAUCGUCGUCGUUUCCUUCUUCUUCUUCUUCCUCGUUAUCAUGAUUAACAUCUCGUGUCUCGUAGCUCCUGUUCCCGGCCCGGAAUUAUUAUAAUUUUUCGCGGGGGUCAGUUGUCCUCGUCGUCGGACAUACAUACGGCGGGCGGGCAGGCAGGCGUCCAUGUUGUUGCUCGUUGACGGUGGUGUUGUCUGAGAUUUGGCUGACUGAUUCAAAAAUAUUGCUUGGACCUCUUUCCACCACGUUGUACGUAAUUAACACAAAGAAAUUCUAGCUCCGACUUCUUCUGUGUCCAGCUUCGCUUAUUGUGCCAUUGUUUCUGGCCGUCGUACAUUUCCCUGUUUCUCGUUUCCUGUCUCCUGUCAGUUCAUUUAUGAUGGGGAGGUUCGGAGUUUACACGAGCCUAAUACGUAAUUACCAUGUGCGGUGGAGUAUAUUUUCCGAUUGAUGCAGUCCAAAUCAUCCAUCUUUUCGUUCACCGCGCGCAAGUCACAGAAGGUCGUGCAAGAAUUUAGAGCCAGCACAUUACUAUGGAGCAAGGUUCAAGGCGCUCUAAGAGAGCUAGGGUCCCGGUUGAUUAUGCGCGCCUGGAUAGCACGGGUUUCUCGGAUUCUUUGCGUGUGCAGCAUAAGAAGCUGGCACGAGCUGUACUUAAGUUUGAGGAGCAGCCCGUUGUUGAAAACUUUACCAUCGAUUAUGUUGCAGCAACUGAACUUGCGGACCAUGUCCAUACCACUGGAUUUCGAAAUCCAUGUGUUGUGCGGACCUCCGAUGUCCCACCAUCUGCGCUCGGAAUCAGAUUACCCGAUGGUGCUUUGACAGUGGAAAGGAUCUCAGACCUUGUAGGUCGCAGCCGGCUCAUUAACACGAUUGAUGUAACCACCCAGUCAGAAGGGCCGAUAUACACCAUGCAAGAAUGGGUUGAGUAUUUUGCAUCUCCAAGUCCCAGGAAGCCCUUGCUGAAUGUCGUCUCUUUGGAUCUUGCAAACACAGCCCUCCAAGCAAUGGUUUCUGCGCCAGACGUGGUCAAAGAGCUGGAUCUAGUGGACAAGGCAUGGCCUGCAUCUGUUACGCCGUCUCCGAAGGUCCAACUGUACACGUUGAUGAGCGGCGCAGGCUGCUUCAUGGACUUCCACAUCGAUUUUGGGGGCUCCUCAGUGUGGUAUCAUGUGCUGAGUGGGCGGAAGGUGUUCCUAGUGAUUCCCCCAACACGCGGCAACCUUAUGGCUUUCGAGGAGUGGGCUUCUUCGGAUAGACAGGCCAGCGUCUUCUUUGCAGAUCGCGUUAGCGGAUGUCAGAAAUUAGAGCUAGCCCCCGGCGACACGCUUUUACUGCCUGGAGGAUGGUCACAUUGUGUUGUCACCCCAAUGGAUUCAGUAGUACUUGGUGGAAACUUUUUGACCGGAUACAAUUUAUCACUGCAGCUUGAAAUAUGGCAAAUGGAGGAGAGGUUGAAAGUGAAAUCCAAAUUUCGAUUUCCAUUCUACAAAGAGUUAAUGUGGCGAUCAGGGGCGUACUAUAUGGAAAAGCUGAAUAGAGAUCCUUCUGGUGUUACCAAAUGGGAGCGACAAGGAGUGUUAAGUCUUACAAAAUGGCUGAAAUUCUGGCUUAGCCAGAUGAAAGAAGGUGAGGAGGUUCCCAAGGAAAUUUCUCAGUCUGGAAGUCUAAUAGUAGAAGAGCUAUCUCGGAAUACUUUGUUUUCACAGGAGGAGUAUCCGUCUUCGUUAUCAGCAGAUUGUCGAGAUCCUGCAUCAACUCUAAUUGAGUUACAGUCACCGUCAACUUUGAAACUAAACGUUCCACAAGUGAAAAUGGCAGAUCAUUUCACGAAGAUUUUUGAUGAUAAUGAGGAGGAAUUCGAUCCUCCGGAGGAAGCUGAUAAUAUUGAUGAUGAUGAUGAGGACGAUCAAGACUUCAGUGUGGAUGACUCUCCACCCGCAAGUCGAACUAAAGCCAAGAAGAGUACGGGGGCAGCAAAGAGAUCUGUAAAAUCGCCCAGACUGGGUGUCAGAGGUCGUUUACUGAAAAAAUGUGGUAUAGAUCCAAGGUCACCAUUACCACGACCGAAGAUCAGGCCAAAAGUCGUAAAAGAUACAUUAUUCAGCAAGUUCACCUAGGUGUUAAUCCGAAGUUUUCAAAGAUUGUCUAUAUCACCACAUGUAAAAAUAUCACUCAUACUCUACUAUUCCAUAUAAAAAAAAAAUUUGUCUCGCUGAUUCACAGUAAUACUUGAAAGAUGUGUUCAUGUACUAAAACACAUAGACGGCCUCAAUUCAGUGUCACGAAGAUCUAGGAAUGGGCAGAGGGUUUGGGUCUCAGCUAAGCUCUUGGACAAGAAGGCUAUAUUCAAGCAGCUGACUAUAGUUAUCAGCCGUGAGGUGUGGAAAUUUCUUCCACUCAGCUGUAGUUUUCCAGUAGGUUUUCAAGGCAGACAGUAAGCACUUACAUACCGUCUUUUAGAUCACCUGGAGCUGAGGUAGAGUUGUGAAUUUUCAUUUUGAAGGAGUAGGUCUAGACAACGUUCACGCCUAUACAUGUAAAGGCCUAGAUAAAGGUCUUGCCUUUUGUGUUUUUAUAAUCUGCAUUUCAUCCUUC
This is a messenger RNA of Marchantia polymorpha subsp. ruderalis, 2886 nucleotides long. NCBI's taxonomy places the organism in Eukaryota, Viridiplantae, Streptophyta, Marchantiopsida, Marchantiales, Marchantiaceae. The record is from the annotation of a GenBank genome assembly.